AUGUGGAAUUACUAUAACGACAAGACCAUCUUUAUCACGGGAGGAACAGGCUUCCUGGGGACGGCUAUCGUAUAUCGGUUGCUCACGCAAACAUCUGUGCGUCAGAUAUACAUGCUGUGCAGAGGGGGGAUAGGGAAACUUCAAUCAAAAUGGACAGCACCACUAUCAUCGGCAAUAGUCGAAAAGCUCUUCAGCACCAAUCGCAUCAUCGUCAUGGAUGGUGAUAUCCUCUCCCCCAAUCUCGGGAUUUCCCCGGACGAAUUAAGCACACUGAGACGAGAGGUCAACGUUAUCAUUCACUCGGCCUCCUCUAUAAACCUUGCCAGGGCCCUCAGUGGACUAUCGGAAGUGAUUACAGGCGCUAGUGAAAGAAUGGCAGACAUUGCUCUGACCUGCCCGAGUUUGGAUCGAUUCGUGUAUGUCUCGACCGCAUACUCCAAUGCCUACCUAUUUGCCACAAGCGAGGGAGUCGAAGUCGAGAUCAAGGAAGACAUCUAUGAUCCCAAUCCCAACCAUCAUCUGGAUGUCCUGAACGAGUGGGCACAGGUCAAAGAGACGGGCUCUAGCGAUGCGUAUGAAGCCCAUAGUUUCCCAUGGGCCUACUCAUACGCAAAGAACUUGACAGAGCGACUUCUUCUCCAUCGGUUCACUCAGAGCGGUGUCAAAGACAAGUUGCUUAUUUUGCGACCUUCUGUCGUUGGACAGGCCCAAAAUUUCCCUUUUCGCGGGUACAGCGUGCCAUCAUCGAGCCCGAUGACUCGACUUGCGGCUUUGAUUGCAUUGCUUCCCAGUGGCAGGGCUACUCUGGCAACGAAAUCAGUGGGCCAAAUUUCUCAAGUGUUUACUGACGUGGUUCCGGUCGACGUGGUUGCUGAUCGUUUGCUCGCCCAUUUGGCUAUGGGGACCAAGGGUUGUGUUCAUGCAGCCAGCGGGAAGCGAAGGCGAGAACUAUUCAUCAAGUGGUGGGAGUCAGCGGUUUCGCUUCGUCGCAUGCCGGGAACCCUUGACUUGGAUUGCAAGAACCUGGACUGGAAGUCUGAGGAGCAGCAUCCUCUGUUUCGGUUCUUUGUAAUCAUGGCGUCUUCAUUCGAAUUUCACGAGGACAAGACUGUCGCUCUUAGCCGACACCCCUCGAUCGAAAGUUGCAAAGAGCUGCAACUAUUCAAUGAGCUCAACUUCCCAGAGCAGUUGCGAAGUCAACCGGAAGACGUCUUCUUUUUGAUGAACCAAAUUGCUGGGAGUGAUGAGAAGGCACGACAAAUCAUCGAACAAUACUAUCAGGAUUCUAUGAAGGCCAAAAUCUAG
Messenger RNA from Penicillium digitatum Pd1, 1305 nucleotides. RefSeq names its product NAD(P)-binding domain. The record is from RefSeq and is a predicted model, not a curated record. Gene Ontology annotation, biological process: long-chain fatty-acyl-CoA metabolic process. Gene Ontology annotation, cellular component: peroxisome. Gene Ontology annotation, molecular function: alcohol-forming very long-chain fatty acyl-CoA reductase (NADP+) activity. Lineage: Eukaryota; Fungi; Ascomycota; Eurotiomycetes; Eurotiales; Aspergillaceae.